Rosa chinensis is the source of this 1223-nucleotide messenger RNA. RefSeq names its product NADPH-dependent aldo-keto reductase, chloroplastic. Gene Ontology annotation, cellular component: cytosol. The transcript is spliced from 7 exons. Gene Ontology annotation, molecular function: aldose reductase (NADPH) activity. NCBI's taxonomy places the organism in Eukaryota, Viridiplantae, Streptophyta, Magnoliopsida, Rosales, Rosaceae. Bases 145 to 1050 code for a protein of 301 amino acids. The record is from RefSeq and is a predicted model, not a curated record.
AUGUAGAACUUGCAAGGAAAAAAAAAAAAAACAACCCUAAACAAAAACAAUAGACUUUCGACAGCCUCCUAAAAUAUCUACAGUGUUUGACCCGUGGUUGGUAUAUGUUGGAAAUUGCGGCAGAGACUCGCAGAGUGAGAGAGAAUGGCGAACCCAAUUCGUUUUUUUGUGCUGAACACAGGCGCCAAGAUGCCUUCGGUCGGCUUAGGAACAUUCCGCACCGAACCUCAUCUCACCGUCGACCUCUUCACCACUGCCAUUAAGGUUGGGUAUCGUCAUAUUGAUUGUGCUCAAAUGUAUGGCAACGAGAAGGAGAUUGGUGAUGCUCUGAAGAAGCUGUGUGAUGAUGGGAUGGUGAAGCGUGAGGAUUUAUGGAUCACUUCCAAACUCUGGUGUACUGAUCAUGAACCAGAAGAUGUACCAAAAGCAUUUAAUAAAACUUUGCAAGACUUGCAACUUGACUAUCUGGAUCUUUAUCUUAUCCAUUGGCCAGUCAGCAUAAAAAAUGGAAAGCUCACUCAACCUAAUAUACCUGCUACUUGGAAAGCAAUGGAAGCACUCUAUGAUUCAGGCAAGGCCAGGGCUAUUGGAGUCAGCAAUUUCUCUUCAAAGAAGCUCGGGGAUCUCUUAGAGGUGGCACGGAUACCUCCUGCUGUUAAUCAAGUGGAGUUGCACCCUCAGUGGCAGCAACCUAAGCUACAUGCUUUCUGUCAAUCUAAGGGAGUUCACUUAACUGCAUAUUCACCAAUGGGAAAGAAAAAGGUCCUUGAGCAUUCUAUUGUGAAAAUGGUGGCAGAAGAAUUGGGAAAGACUCCUGCUCAAGUAGUUCUUCGGUGGGGGUUGCAAAUGGGUCACAGUCUAGUGCCUAAAAGCUCAAAUCAGACCAGGAUUCAGGAAAAUUUUGAUCUUUUUGAUUGGUCUAUACCCGAACACUUGCUUGCCAAGUUUUCUGAAAUUAAGCAGGAGAAGCUUAUUCAAGGUACUGGUUUUGUGCAUGAGACUCUUGGUGCAUAUAAGACCCUGGAAGAACUCUGGGAUGAAAAGUUGUGAGCAGCUUGUUCGAGUACGUUAUACACGUGCUACUGGUGUUAAUGGUUUAGACCUGAUUUGUAAACCCACUUAUCUGUAACGAUUGUAAACCCAUUUAUCUGGAAAAUAUGUUUGCAACUGAAAUCAGCAUAUUAACCCAUUGGUAUUGUGAUGGUGGAAGUGUUGUGACCUUA